Messenger RNA from Bombyx mori (domestic silkworm), 1272 nucleotides. RefSeq lists its product as uncharacterized. The transcript is spliced from 4 exons. Bases 98 to 829 code for a protein of 243 amino acids. NCBI's taxonomy places the organism in Eukaryota, Metazoa, Arthropoda, Insecta, Lepidoptera, Bombycidae. The record is from RefSeq and is a predicted model, not a curated record.
UAGUGUCCAUAAAAUAACUAAAAAAUAUCGAGUGAGUGUGUGAGUGAACGUUCCUUUUCAAACUGCUUUAUUAAUACUUAAAUUCAAGUAGUUAAACAUGUGGAAGUUCAGUAAUUUGCCGAUACUCUUAGUCAGUGCUGAAAACAAAAUUGCAGCUGAUUACAUUGUAUCAGAGCUAAUAGACAACGAAGGAACAGAUGUGCAUCGGGAGCAAAGCGACGCAUUGGACCCAGUGUGGAGGAUAGUGAACAAGUACUACAGGGCAGAUGUGCGAGUUCACACACGGCUUGAUGGAGAACCACUGCAUGUUGAUCCACACCUAAUCGAGGGUCAUCUCAUCUACCUCACACAGGAUGAAUGUACAGCGGACGUGCCGCAGCGGCGCGCGGCGGGCGUGUCGGCAGAGGUGUGCGUGGUGGCCGCCCACUGUGACCACUACCCCCCGCCGCUGCACUCGUGGACCGUCACGCACCGCGCCGAACUGGUCCCCUUGCUGCACCCGCCGCCUCCCGCCGCGGGGGCCGACCCCCAGGAGGAGGACGACGUGGGCAUCGCGAGGGUCAGGGCCGCCCUGCACGCGCACACGUGGCGCGGCCUCGUCCGCCCCGGGGACCAGCCCCCCGGACCCACUCGACUCGGAACGGUGUCUUCAUCGGAGGGCUCGGAUGCGGAGGGCUCGGGUGCGGAGGGCUCAGAUGCAGAGGGCUCGGAGGCAGAGGAGUGGGUGUGGGCGGCGGCCUGGGCCUGCGCGCGGGAGGCCGGCGCUGCGCCCCGCCAGCUCCGCGUCGCCAGGGCCGAGCGACUCAUGCGGGCGCUGCGCCUUCUGUGAACUUUACAUUACUUCUUGUAUGAAGAGGAGACAUUCUACUCGCUGUUCAGAUAAAUUAUUAUGUUUAGAUGUGUUUUCGAUAUUAAAAUUUAGUGUUGAAAUGAAACUAAGUUUUGUAAAAAUAUAAUAAUAUAUUUAGUGCAGUCGUGGAGCUAGGUUGGUUCCGUGCACGGAACACAAGUUAACGAGUUACUUCAGCACCAUAUAAACCUCAACAUGUAUACAACUUCUUUCGUUAUAAUAAUAAAUUAUUUACAAGUGAGGGCUGGAUUAAAGCGAGGCUGCAGACAAGUAGCACGCGCACAGCCUUCAUUGAUUCAUAACAUAUUGUGCUAAAUAAUAAUUCUACAUUAAAUAAAUAAAAUGUAAGUUUCCGUAGAACUAGACAAUAAUGUUCACAAGUACUGCGUGUACAAUAAAGGCAAACUUAACAACACUAACAA